AUGGUCAUAAAUCUUUGCCUCCCACAGUUCAGACCAAGAAUUUACUGCAACAAGAUAUCAGCUGAUGGUUAUGAAGUAGAAAAUCUCAUCUCUGAAGACCUGACAAAGAGAAGUCAUGGUUUUAGGACAGAGUAUUUCAUUAAGCCACCAGUCUACGUGAUAGUUUCCUUUCCCUUCAGUGUGGAAAUCUGUAGGAUUAACAUAGACCUCACAGCUGGGGGAGGCCAGAAUGUCACCGGCCUGGAAAUGUACACAUCUGCCUUAUCCAGCAGAGCAUCUUGGAAUGCCCCCGAGUGUCGGACCCCGGGCCCCGCCGAGCCGUCCAUCCCAGACAAGGAGGCGUUCACCUUAGUAGGCAAAGUCUUAUUGAAAAACCAGAGCCAAGUGGUGUUUAGUCACAGGGGCUUCAAGGCCAGGCCACCUUUUGGCCCAAUGGACGCCACACUCCCCUCUCCUGCUGUUGUGGCACAGGAGCUCUGGAAUAAAGGGGCUCUUUCCCUUAGCCAUGUGGUCCAUCUCAAGAUCUGUAUCACCCACGUGACAGGCAGCGGUAUCCCUUGCAUCAAGCGAUUGGAAGUGUGGGGUCAGCCAGCUAAAACCUGCUCUCAGGAGGUGAUAGACAGUGUCCUGCUGGUUGCCUCAGAGAGCCUCCCUCAGGACUUGACUCUGCAGGCCCCAGCCUUGCCCAUGGAGAGUGACUGUGAUCCCGGAAGCCUGUCUGAGGGCCAGCAGGCCCCCUCCAGCCUGCAGGAGCUAGCCGAGGUGAUUCAGGAUGUGCCUGAGGAGUUCCUGGAUCCCAUCACCCUGGAGAUCAUGCCUUGCCCCAUGCUGCUGCCUUCAGGCAAGGUCAUCGACCAGAGCACGCUGGAAAAGUGUAACCGCAGCGAAGCCGCCUGGGGCCGAGUGCCCAGUGACCCUUUCACGGGGGUAGCCUUUACUCCACACUCCCAGCCCCUGCCUCACCCCUCCCUGAAGGCCCGGAUCGACCAUUUCCUGCUCCAGCACUCCAUUCCGGGCUGCCAUCUGCUUGGGAGAGCACAGACUGCAUUGGCAGUGACACCUUCUUCCAUUGCUCUGCCCUCUCGGAAAAGGAAGAUGGAGCAGACUGAAUAUGCCCCGGACAGUAGCCUUGGGGCAAACGCUUCCUGUUUUUCUACCACAAGCCUUCUGGUCUCACCCACUACCUCAGAGCACACCGCUAAGAAAAUGAAAGCUGCCAGUGAACUUGGGCUGACACAUAUGGACUGCUCAACAGGUCCCGUGUCCCAUGAGCAGAAGCUGUCACAGAGCUUGGAAGUUGCCUUGACAUCGACUCUUGGCUCCAUGCCCUCCUUCACGGCUCGGCUGACCCGGGGACAGCUCCAACAGCUCGGCACAAGAGAGAGCAGCGCCUCCUGGAGGCCAGGCGCCGCCUCGGAGCAGCCUGGGAGCAUCCCGGGGCCCGAGUGUGCCUCCUGCAAAAGAGCGUUUUCUCCCUACUUCAAAAAGGAGCCUGUGUACCAGCUCCCCUGUGGCCACCUCCUAUGCCGGCCCUGCCUGGGUGAGAAGCAGCGCUCCCUGCCCAUGACGUGCACAGCCUGCCAGAGGCCAUUUGCCAGCCAGGACGUGCUGCGUGUCCACUUCUGA
Puma concolor (puma) is the source of this 1626-nucleotide messenger RNA. RefSeq names its product U-box domain containing 5 (gene UBOX5). Gene Ontology annotation, molecular function: ubiquitin protein ligase binding; ubiquitin-ubiquitin ligase activity. The record is from RefSeq and is a predicted model, not a curated record. NCBI's taxonomy places the organism in Eukaryota, Metazoa, Chordata, Mammalia, Carnivora, Felidae. Gene Ontology annotation, biological process: protein polyubiquitination. Gene Ontology annotation, cellular component: nucleus.